AUGCGACUAACGGCGACAUUUUGUGCUCUAAGGUCGACAUGUACCGACCUACAUUCCGCCCCAAAAAUAGGAGGCCUGUUUGAUGGCGCUACGGAAGAUGCUGAACUCGCAUUUCAGUAUGCUGUAGAAGCAGUCAACAACGAGAAACUAUCAUACUCAAACUACCAGCUGGAGGGGCAAGCAGUACAAGUGAAGUACAGCGAUCAGUUCGACGCAUCCAAGAAGGUGUGUCGUCUGCUGAAGACAGGAGUGGCAGGCAUCUUCGGUCCAUCCUCUCCCAAAUCGGCAGUGCACGUCCAAAGUGUGUGCGAUGAGAAGGAGAUGCCCCACAUAGAGACCCGUUGGGAUGCGUACACCAAACUACCGACCCUCAACCUGCAUCCGCAUCCCCAUAUAAUGGGUCGUGUAUUUCUGGACCUGGUAGUGGCAUUCGAAUGGAAAGAUUUUACCAUUCUGUACGAGUCCGGACCGUGGCUGCCCAGUAUUGCCGAUCUGCUGAAAAUGUACGAUCCGAAAGGAUACACGGUGACGGUACGGCAGCUUGAUCUACGCCUGAACGGCAACUAUCGGGCCGUCCUGCGGAGGGUAAAGUUGUCCGAGGAUAAACGAAUCAUUUUAGCGUGUUCAAUCGACUCCAUGCCCGAAGUGCUGAAACAGGCACAGCAGGUGGGUUUGCUGACCGAUCAUCAUCAGAUCAUCAUAACUUCGCUCGAUCUUCACACGAUCGAUCUGGAACCGUACCAGUACAGCGGUACCAACAUAACCGGCGUUCGGUUGAUCGAUCCCGAAGAGGACAAAAUCAAACAGGUGGCCGAGUUCCUGAACGCAUCACAGAUUGCGAAAACACUUGAGCUGCAUGAUGGAUUGAAUCCGGCAAAAAUGCGCGUGGAAACGGCACUGAUGUAUGAUGCGGUGCUGCUGUUUGCCGAAGCACUCAAGCAUCUGAUCGGUAGCGAUCCACCGCGUCUUCUCGAACCUAUCUCGCUCAAGUGUGACGAUCCCACAACUUGGAAAAAUGGGUACAGCGUUAUCAACUACAUGAAGAGCUCCACCAUCCACGGGCUAACGCGAAAUAUCAAGUUCGACCAUCAGGGCCAUCGUUCCGACUUCCUGUUGGACAUUAUCGAGCUUGGCCCGGCUGGGUUGGAAAAAGUUGGUGUUUGGAACUCGACCGAAGGGCUCAACUUUACACGCAAGAAAGAGCAAACAAUGCAAGCGCUUGACGAUGGAACGCUACAGAAUCGCACCUUCCUCGUGUUGACUGCUAUCUCACCACCGUACGGCAUGCUCAAGGAUUCACCCAUUAAACUCUCUGGCAAUGAGCGAUUUGAAGGCUUCGGGAUCGAUCUAAUUCACGAGCUUUCGCUUAUGCUCGGGUUUAACUACACCUUUAUACUGCAGGAAGAUGGCGUGUACGGUUCGCUCAAUCGUGAUACUAAGAAGUGGAACGGCAUGGUGCAGGAACUGCUCGAAUGGCGUGCAGAUCUUGCCAUCACCGAUCUUACGAUUACAUCCGAUCGAGAAAGUGCAGUCGAUUUUACCAUGCCCUUCAUGAAUCUGGGUAUCUCGAUUCUCUUCCGUAAGCCAACCAAGGAACCACCUUCUCUGUUCUCGUUCAUGUCACCGUUCUCGAAGCAGGUGUGGAUGUACCUUGGCGGUGCCUACAUGAUGGUGUCGAUGUCGCUGUUCGUGCUAGGACGCAUCUCACCGAAAGAAUGGGAUAAUCCGUAUCCCUGCAUUGAAGAACCGGAAGAGCUAGAAAACCAAUUUAGUUUCAGUAACUCAAUGUGGUUCACGAUAGGUGCCUUGCUGCAGCAAGGUUCCGAGAUUGCGCCCAAGGCUCCAGCUACACGUGCCGUUGCCUCCAUCUGGUGGUUCUUUACACUGAUUAUGGUUUCGUCAUAUACCGCCAAUCUGGCCGCUUUCCUGACUGUUGAGCAGGUGGUCUCUCCGAUCAACAAUGCUGAGGACCUAGCAGCUGCUGGUGGCACUGUAAAGUAUGGCGCGAAACGUGAUGGUAGUACGAUCAGUUUCUUCAAGGACGCGGAGUAUGGGACGUACGCUAAAAUGUACCAAUACAUGAUGGCCAACCAGGAUCUGCUUACCUCGUCUAAUCCGGAAGGUUUGCAGCGUGUCAAAACGGAAAACUACGCCUUUCUGAUGGAGUCCACCUCAAUCGAGUACAUCGUCGAGCGUGAGUGUGACGUUACCCAGAUCGGUGGUUUGCUCGAUGAUAAGGGUUACGGGAUUGCGAUGCGCAAAAAUUCUCCCUACCGUAGCGCACUCAGUGAAGCUGUACUGAGGUUACAGGAGCAAGGUGUCCUCACCUCCUUGAAGCGCAAAUGGUGGAAGGAAAAGCGUGGCGGUGGUGCUUGCUCGAACACAAUGGAGGAGGGUGGUGCACUCGCACUUGAGCUGGCAAAUGUUGGUGGUGUUUUUGUGCUGUUGAUCGUCGGCUGUGUCGCGGCACUGUUUGUCAGCUUCUGCGAGAUGCUGUGUGACGUUCACCGUCGUACACGCGAAUUGAAGCAAAGCACUAGUGACGACGGUGCCGAGGAGCUUGACAUGGACAAUGUGGGCGGCGUGUUUUUCGUCCUCUUUGUCGGUUGCUCCUUUGCCAGCUUGUUUGGCUGCUGCGAGCUAUUCUUCGUCAUUGCACACCGAGCUAGACGGCACAAGGUACCGUUCCGCGAGGAACUAAUGGCCGAGCUGCGCUUUGUCGCCAAGUGCCACGGAAACACAAAACCGGUAAGACAUCGCAAGAGUUCAUCCGCAUCAGCCGAGAACUCACUGGAAUCGGCCAUGGAAUCGGCUGCACAGUCGGCCACAUCGAGCAAACAAGACAUUUCGGGAAGUCCAGCCGGUGCUUUGGCCGAAGGACGUGAUACCGAAUCGGCGAACCGUCAGCGAAAGCAGAACGGGGGAAAAUCGGCCCUGAAUGGCAGCUCCCGAAAGGUGAAACCGGACGAUGUGUGA
Messenger RNA from Anopheles maculipalpis, 2976 nucleotides. Its product is annotated as glutamate receptor ionotropic, kainate 2-like. Gene Ontology annotation, cellular component: postsynaptic membrane; plasma membrane. The transcript has 9 exons. Lineage: Eukaryota; Metazoa; Arthropoda; Insecta; Diptera; Culicidae. Gene Ontology annotation, biological process: synaptic transmission, glutamatergic; monoatomic ion transport; modulation of chemical synaptic transmission. The coding region runs from base 1 to 2976 and encodes 991 amino acids. Gene Ontology annotation, molecular function: glutamate-gated receptor activity; transmitter-gated monoatomic ion channel activity involved in regulation of postsynaptic membrane potential. The record is from RefSeq and is a predicted model, not a curated record.